Molecule: messenger RNA, 1563 nt
Organism: Kazachstania africana CBS 2517
Lineage: Eukaryota; Fungi; Ascomycota; Saccharomycetes; Saccharomycetales; Saccharomycetaceae
Gene: WSC3
Product: Wsc3p
Exons: 1
Coding region: 1-1563 (520 amino acids)
Source: RefSeq, a predicted model, not a curated record
AUGCACACAAAUUCAUAUUCAUAUCUACUAUUACUAGCAUUACCUUUAUUUAAUUGCAUUUUGGCCUUGGAUCAAUAUAAUUAUCAAGGCUGUUAUGACGCAUCUGCUUUAGAAAGUUCGAUAACAUUAACUUCCAAGGGUUCAUACCUUUACCAAUCUGUAUCAUAUUGUCAGGAGCAAUGUUCAAAUUCUAAUGUAGUAGCACUAUUGAAUGGUAAUGAAUGCUUUUGUGGGGAUUCCAUUUCAUUCAUAUAUUCUUUGGAGAAACUAUCUUCAUCAAAGUGUGACACUGCAUGUGGUGGCUGGCCAUAUCAAACCUGUGGUGGGAGUUCUGCAAUGGAUGUAUAUAUUGAUGCCUCAGUUUCAAUUAGCUCGCAAGAACAAAGUUCCCAAAUUAGUAGUUCUACAUUAAAGACAAGCUCAUCGAUAAAAGCAUCAUCAGAGACACAACUAGCUACAAAAUCAUCAAUCUCGUCCUCAUCAUUAUCGUCGUUCACAACAAGAAUAACAUUAACUCCUUCCUCCGCAAAGGUUGCGGCAUUAUCAAGCUCUACUAAAUCAAGCAGUCGGCCCAUAUCGGUUUCUUCAAGUUCUUUAAUUGCGUCUCCUACUUCGUCUACAGUGCCACUCAGUUCUAGUACGAAGCAAGAUAUUACAACUUCAAGUACCCAAACCCCUACUGUUUCAACUACAACCGCUAUACAAACUGCCAUUUCGUUGCAACAACUAAGCUCUUCUGAUCUAGCUAACGUUCCCACAUCAACUACUAGUCCUAAAGCUGCAGUUACCUCCAUUCACUAUACAACCAAGGUGGUAGUUCAAUCCGUUCUAACAACAUUAAAUCAAGAAGCAACCACUGUCAUUGUGACCUCUACCUCCAUAAUGAGCUCUUACUCUACUGCAACUGCUUUAUCUGCCGGAGCAAAUUCAUCAAUGAACGGCAAAUCAAGCACCGGAAAUAGCAACAAAUUAAGCGGUGGAGCUAUAGCCGGAAUAGUAAUUGGCGUUGUAAUCGGUUUUCUGAUGAUUUUAUUAAUUUUAGUCCUAAUAUUUAUGUACUGGAGAAAACAGAAAAAGAAAAAUAUGAUGGAAAAAUCACAGGUUGAUUUUGAGGAGAAUAAACAAUUCCAACCUUACUCCUUCGGUGAUGAAGAUGCUAACCCAAUCAUAUUGCCAGAACAAUCAUCAAAGACUAGUAGCUGGAUUUUCUCAAACAACAAUGCAGCAAAUAUAAGUAAUGCGACCAAGCGUAAUUCCGGAACGCAAUCCCUUCAAUCAUCUAAAGGAAGCAAAACAAAUUCCUUAUUUGGAAGAGGAUCGACUGCAAAUGUACCUCCACCUACUAUAUUAGAAAAAAUGAGCUACCCGUCUACUGUCUUUGAAGAACCUGGAAUUUAUGCCAAUGAUCAAGAUAAAAAUAUCUUCAGCGCUACAUCGUUACCUGACCUAGGAAUGGACAAUGGAGUUUUACACAUUGUUAACCCAGAUACUCCUGAUGAAAUAAGUACCGUUGAUUUUGAAACCGACUUAGUCAAUGAUAAAGCCGCCAAUGAAUCUUUCUAG